AUGGUAGUACUCAUUGAGGAGUACAAUGAAGAUGAUGACAAAGAGAACAUCAAUGUCAAUAUAUCAAACAAAAGUAGCAAGAUCAAACAACAACAACAGUGUAAUAAUAUAUCAAUCAAUGAGGAGGAGGUCGACCAGAAGAAGAAGGGAUGCUUGAAGUACAGUGUCGCGAACAUUGAACCACCUGCUACUACUGCCACAGCAGAGAAGAGGAGAGUGACAUUCAAUCAAAAGGUCAAUGUUAAGUUGAUCCAUAUAGUGGAGGGAGAACGUACACACUUCAUACCAUGCUUCAAUGAUAAGAAUAGACGAAUAAUUGAGAAGUACGAGCACGAGCUGUAUCUCAAGGAGAAGUUAAGGGAGAAGAAUGGAAUGGUGGGUGAUGGAGAAGGCGAGUGCGGUUCCCCAUCCUCUCCACAAUCACCUGCCUUCAAGCCGACAUUGGAGAUCAGACACAUUGAAGAUAUACAGGGUGGCACCGAGGAGACAUUCGACACAGACACAAUGUCCAGAGAGGAGUUGAUCGAGGUGUUGGACAUGAACGAUCUCGACACAAAAGGUUCAAAGGCACAGCUCAAGGCAAGGCUGGAGAAGUACAUCAUCAGUAUGAGCACCGCCACCAGUGGUGGAGGUUCAGAGUCGUCAGAGGAGGAUGAGGAUGCGGAGGACACCAAUGCCAAGGGUAAGGCCAAGGGCAAUGGUAAGGCAAAAGGCAAGGCCAAAAGAAAGACAAAGGUGUCAGAUGUCAUUGCUUCGCCAGAGGAUCAUUAUGAGCAACAAUGGAGUCAAUGGAAGACAGAGAUGAUUGGAACACGAUCGUCAACAUUUGAUGAGCAUCAGAAUCUAUAUGAUGCAUUCACCUCUGCCCUCACCAUGACAUCUAAGUCAAAGACAACAUCAACAUCAAAGCCAAAAUCAUCAACAAAGACAACAACAACAUCCAGUACUUCCAACAGCAGUAAGAAGAAGAGGCGAGUAUUAUAA
Molecule: messenger RNA, 984 nt
Organism: Acytostelium subglobosum LB1
Lineage: Eukaryota; Evosea; Eumycetozoa; Acytosteliales; Acytosteliaceae
Exons: 1
Coding region: 1-984 (327 amino acids)
Source: RefSeq, a predicted model, not a curated record